AUGUCACAACACUCGAGUCGCCAGGAAGCUUCAAAUGCGGUCGAAGAAGCAGACUUGAUCUCGGUCACGAUCAACGAGUACAUUGCCGAGAAGCGCCGCGGAUGCGCCAGGUUCCACGCGAAAACGGUCGGGUUCAAGGUGUCUCCGCGAAAGAUCCAACAAGUUUCUUCCGGCUACUAUAGCUUCGUCGGCACAAGCCCAAGAACCCCUCACGUCAAGAUACGCUAUGAUCUAUCGUUGUCGAACAAGUCAGACAUCGCAGACGUAUCUUCUCUAGCAUGUGUCCAGGUCCGCGAGCGCCGUACCUGGCGUCCUCUACGUAAUUGGGUUGAGGUUCGGUGCAAAACUAAGGGCUUUAGCAAGGAGACAGGGCUUGUACGUGCGACGUGA
Molecule: messenger RNA, 390 nt
Organism: Alternaria arbusti
Lineage: Eukaryota; Fungi; Ascomycota; Dothideomycetes; Pleosporales; Pleosporaceae
Exons: 2
Coding region: 1-390 (129 amino acids)
Source: RefSeq, a predicted model, not a curated record